AUGUUUGAGGAAAAGCUUCUGGUUGGUAUUGCCUCGUUGGCAUCUACCAUCGCUAUUUUGACAUGUGUCGUUGUGAUUCCAGAGCUUUAUUCCACUAUCAAUGAGAUGCAUGAUCAGGUCCUCGAUGGCGUCAAAGAAUUCCGCGUAGAAACCGAUGCCGCUUGGGUUGAGAUGCUCGAUGUCCAAGUGAUGGUUACUCCACCAUCCCAACCAAAAGUCAACCCAUUUACCUCUGUCUUCCGUCAAAAACGUCGUUCCACCUUCUCCGGACUUCCAUCCUGGUGCCAAUGUGAGCCAACCAAGCCACGUUGCCCUCCUGGACCACCAGGACCACCAGGACAACCAGGUCAUCGCGGAAUUCCAGGAAUUCCAGGACGCAACGGAAAGGAUAACUACAAUACAAUCGCUCCACCAGCUUGCCCAAGACGUGAUCCAGAAUGUGUGAAGUGUCCAGCGGGACCACCAGGACCAUCUGGAGUGUGCGGACAAGUUGGAAGACCAGGACCAGACGGACGUCCAGGACAACCAGGAAGACGUGGAAAUGACGGACGACCAGGACAACCAGGACCACAAGGAAAUGCUGGACAACCAGGAAGAGAUGGGCGUCCAGGACAACCAGGACAUCCAGGAAAGGAUGGAAGAAAGGGACACGGAGCACCAGGAGCACCAGGAAGAGCCGGACAACCAGGACGUGCCGGAGCACCAGGACACCCAGGAAAGCCAGGAGAGCAAGGACCACACGGACAAUGUGGGCCAGCUGGACAUCCAGGACAACAAGGAAACAGAGGAUCCGAUGGACAUCCAGGAGCUCCAGGAAAUCCAGGACAACAAGGAGGAGAUGCCGCUUAUUGUGCCUGUCCAUCAAGAUCUGUCAUGUUCCUUAAGCGUCAUUAG
Caenorhabditis remanei is the source of this 894-nucleotide messenger RNA. RefSeq lists its product as uncharacterized. The record is from RefSeq and is a predicted model, not a curated record. The coding region runs from base 1 to 894 and encodes 297 amino acids. Gene Ontology annotation, molecular function: structural constituent of cuticle. The transcript is spliced from 2 exons. NCBI's taxonomy places the organism in Eukaryota, Metazoa, Nematoda, Chromadorea, Rhabditida, Rhabditidae.